Molecule: messenger RNA, 642 nt
Organism: Adineta steineri
Lineage: Eukaryota; Metazoa; Rotifera; Eurotatoria; Adinetida; Adinetidae
Source: the annotation of a GenBank genome assembly
AUGCAUGGAAAAAAGUCAAUAUCAAAGAUCACCCAUUAUUCGCAAAUUGGACAAGAUAAAUUUUUAGAUAAACUACUAGAUGAAAGACGAAAUGGAUUUUUUAUUGAAGUUGGUGCUUAUGAUGGUGAACAUUUGUCAAACACAUUAUUUUUUGAAAAAGAACGAAAUUGGACAGGAUUAUUGAUUGAAGCUAAUCCGACGCUUUUCAAAAAACUAAAAUCUCGUGAUCGUAAUGCUUAUGUAUCUCAUUCAUGUAUUAGUUUAAUUCCAUAUGCAAUAGAAGUUAAUUUUACAUUUGCUGAUUAUUAUGGUGGAGUAAUAGCACCUACUGAUAAAUCGGUUAUAACAGGUAAUGGAUCAGUUCAAUGUAUUCCUUUCAUGACUUAUUUAAUGGCAUUAAAUAUUUAUCAUGUUGACUAUUUCUCAUUGGAUAUUGAAGGUGGUGAAUUGGAUGUCUUAAAACAAAUAGAUUUCAAGAAAUUUCAAAUUGAUGUGUUAACAAUUGAAUAUGCUACGAAUAAUUAUCAGAAGACUUCUCAAAAAUUGAAAGAUAUAACAGAAUUACUAGUUGGUACAGGAUUAUAUCGUCUAGUUAAGACUAUGGGUGGAUUAGAUGCUAUAUUCAUGCGAAAUUCAUUAUAG